This is a messenger RNA of Cynoglossus semilaevis (tongue sole), 4322 nucleotides long. RefSeq names its product leucyl-tRNA synthetase 2, mitochondrial (gene lars2). Gene Ontology annotation, molecular function: ATP binding; leucine-tRNA ligase activity; aminoacyl-tRNA deacylase activity. The coding region runs from base 165 to 2876 and encodes 903 amino acids. Gene Ontology annotation, cellular component: mitochondrion. The transcript is spliced from 21 exons. Gene Ontology annotation, biological process: mitochondrial translation; leucyl-tRNA aminoacylation. Lineage: Eukaryota; Metazoa; Chordata; Actinopteri; Pleuronectiformes; Cynoglossidae. The record is from RefSeq and is a predicted model, not a curated record.
UCCAAGAUGGCGGCGCCCGUAGCGAAGUCGUGACGCUUGGAGACGGGUCGUUCAAAGCGGUAUUAAAGCUAAAUAUCUUUAUUUUUUAAAUAAUGGGCCAUCGUUUAACACUAUACGGCAUUGUGAAACGGAAUAUAAGUAACCGGAAGUAGAAUAUAAGAAACAUGCAGGCCUCGGUACACAGGCUGGUUCUGUAUCCUCUGGCCGCAGUUCGGGCUGGACCAAUCAGGACGUCUCUCCUGAGUCCAGUUCUUCGUCUGUGUUCGCCCAGCAGCCGCAGCCUCUUCAGUGACACAGGUGUGUGGGAGAAGGACUACCGGGUCGAGACGCGGCGCCAGGUGGAGGAAUGGUGGCAUCCACGCAUCAAGACACAGUGGCAGAAACAUGCAGAAGAAAACGCUACCAAAAAGAAGUUUUAUGUCCUGUCCAUGUUUCCAUACCCAUCCGGACGUCUGCACAUGGGCCACGUGAGAGUGUACACCAUCAGUGACACCAUCGGUCAUUUCCAGAGAAUGAGAGGCCAUCAGGUGUUAAAUCCAAUGGGUUGGGACGCUUUUGGGCUUCCAGCUGAGAAUGCGGCCAUCGAGAGAGGUCUCGAUCCAGAAGAGUGGACUAAGAGUAACAUCCGGUCCAUGCGGGAGCAGCUGGACAGCCUUGGCCUCUGCUUUAACUGGGACCGAGAAGUGACUACGUGUCUUCCAGACUACUACAGGUGGACGCAGUAUCUUUUCAUCAAGCUCUUUGAAGCUGGACUGGCGUAUCAGAAAGAGGCUGUGGUAAACUGGGACCCUGUUGAUCAGACGGUACUCGCUGAUGAGCAGGUGGAUGAAAACGGUCGCUCCUGGAGGUCUGGAGCAGUGGUGGAGCAGAAGAUGCUCAGACAAUGGUUCAUCAAGACCACAAACUACGCAAAGCCUCUCCUUGAUGCCCUGGCAGACCUUCCAGAGUGGUACGGUGUCAAAGCCAUGCAGGCAAACUGGAUUGGACAGUGCACUGGAUGUUACUUUGAUUUUAAACUCAUGGUGAAUGGGGAGGAGACGGGGGAGACCCUUUCAGCCUACUGCUCCUCCCCAGAGACCGUGUUCGGAGCGGCCUAUCUGGCCAUCUUACCUUCACACAGACUGCUGCGUGGUAGCAGCUCAGUGCGCCUAGUCCUGGAAAAAGCCUUUCAAGCAGGCAGAGACUCCCUGACAGAGGUCACAGCACGUAACCUGUUUACUGGACACGAGGUUCCUCUGGUCAUCUCACACAAAGAGGCGUUCGAUGACUACCUGGACACAGUGAUUGGUAUUCCAGACAGCAGUGAGGAGGACCUCUCUGUGGCUAAAGCUCUGAAUCUUAACUGGACCACGGUGCUGGGAAGUGACCGGGAUGGGACACAAACCCUGAUUAACUCUAAUGAGUUCUCAGGUCUCAGCAGAGAGAAAGCAUUUCACCUAAUUACCCAGAAGGCCCAGGAGCAGAAGGUUGGCGGACACCUCACCAGCUCCAAGCUCAGGGACUGGUUGAUAUCCAGACAGCGGUACUGGGGCACACCCAUCCCCAUAGUGCAUUGUGGGUCUUGCGGUCCUGUGUCCGUCCCAGAGGAAGAUUUACCAGUGACUCUACCGAAGGUGCCGUCUCUGACGGGAAGGGGAGCGUCACCACUGGAGGCCGCUCAUGACUGGGUCAGCUGUAGAUGUCCGAGAUGUAAAGGCCCGGCGAGGAGGGAGACCGACACCAUGGACACCUUUGUGGACUCAGCCUGGUAUUACCUCAGAUACACAGACCCUCAGAACCCUCAUAGACCUUUUGACCGUCAUCUAGCAGAUGACUGGAUGCCUGUGGAUGUGUACAUCGGCGGAAAGGAGCACGCCGUCAUGCACUUGUACUACGCCCGUUUCUUCUGUCACUUCUGCCAGGACCAGGAUUUGGUGACUCACAGGGAACCUUUUCGAAAGCUGCUGGUCCAGGGUCUGAUCAAGGGCCAGACUUUCAGACUGGCUGAAGGUGGCCAGUACCUAAAGAGAGAGGAGGUAGACCUUACAGGGAGAGAGCCUGUAGCACUGAGCGGCGGUCGUGUUGACGUGACGUGGGAGAAGAUGAGCAAGUCCAAACACAACGGUCUGGACCCCCGAGAGGUGGUGGAGCAGUACGGCAUCGACACAGCUCGUCUCUUCAUACUUUACGCAGCGCCUCCUGAUCAGGACAUUCUCUGGGAUGUCAAGACGGAUGCUAUUCCUGGCGUUCUGCGAUGGCAGUCUCGAGUGUGGCAGCUGGUGACCAAGCUCAGGGGAGCUCGGCAGAUCGGUGAAGCCCCCAACCCAUCCCUGCUGAAGAAGAAGGAGCUGGCAGAGAGCAGGAAGAUCUGGCAGAACAAGAACUAUGCUAUUCAAGAGGUGACGUCACACCUCACAGAGGAUUUCCAUUUUAACACGGCCAUUUCUCGACUGAUGGGACUGACCAACUCCCUCAGUAGUGCAUCAGUCAGGGUCGCACAGCACAGUGUGGAGUUUGAGGAGGCGCUGGCCUCACUAGUGUUGAUGAUCGCACCCAUGGCUCCUCACCUGGCUUCAGAACUUUGGGCAGGUCUUUGCAGAGUAGAAAACCUCCUCAGCCCAGUGCUCCAGUGUGGAGGAGACGUGCUGCAACAGUCCUGGCCCACUGUGGACCCCGAGUACUUGGAGGUUCCUGACUUUCUGGAGCUGUCUGUACUGAUCAACAAUAAAGUCUGUGGGAAGGUGACGGUGUCGCUGCAGGAGUCCACAGACCCAGAGAAGGUGGAGAAGCUGGUCCUGGAGAGCCCACUUGGACAGGAACUUCUCAGAGAACGCAGCAUCAAGAGAGUGAUCCUCUCGUCCAGGACCGCCCUCAUUAACUUCCUCGUUGAUCAGUGACGCUUGGGCCUUAACUAGUGAUUCUAGUAGAUAGUUGGAGUUUUUACUGGUUCAGAGAUGAACUGUAAAAUCUUAGCUGUAAAUAUGUCAUUAAAACAUUUAUUUAUAUUUUCAGGUUUUUAUUAAAAAACAAAGAGAAUUGGGGGAAAGUUGGUUUCUUCAUUUUUAUUUAACUUUUACGUAUAAUGUCACUACCAAUAGAUUUUUUUUUUUGCCUCUCUCUUUUUUUAAUCUCCGUCAGUUGGAGCACCUCUUCAGAUUCCCGCCACCCUUCACAUUCCUCUUCAUUUUCACCACUCCAGCCGCGACUUCACACCUCCGCCUUAUGUGCCGGUCGGCUCUGUAUUCCAGCUGAGUCACACACUUGUGAUCUGCCUUAUCAGUACCACAUUUUAGCCUUAGCGCUCCAUACAAGGAGCGUUGAUUAGUUCCUGAGACCAUGUGACCGUGUAAAGAUCAGUGGGAGAUUUUCCUCAAAUCAAACCACCACCUGGUGGACGACUGUUGCUGCGCUGUGUGCUUGUGUGUCAGUGAGAUCAGUCAGCCGACGUGACGCUGUCUGAGCCCUCAGCGGUGAAAUGCAUCCACGUGUGCCCACCACCCUCUCCCCCCUCAGGCUUAUCUCUGUGGUUAUGUGGUGUGUGAUACUUACAGGCACUUGUCUUUCAUGACCUGUAGUGUCUUUGUCUUCACUCUAUUCAAGUUUCAGAAGCAUCGUAAAAAGUCGUCUCCUACUUUGUCUGGUAUCUGUGUGUGAAUGAACCAGCAGAAAUAUGAGCCUUUUGAUCUCCCUGGGAGAUGUGACGGUGUUGUCCAGCUUAUGUUGGAGGAAGUUCUAAUAUUCUAUGGUCUUGUAUAGAGACUGAUACAAUCUGAACUUUUUUCGUUUUUUGUUUAAAAGCUUAUUUUCCAGGUUGAGUCUCCUACGCAUGAAUGAAAAUAAGCUGUUGUAGACGUGAAAGAAAAGGUUGUUUAUGUUCACAAAGAAAUACAGGAGGUGAAGAUGUGCAGUAAUUAGAAAGUCUACAGGUGAAGUGGAGCUACAGAAGAUAGAAUGAACUCGGUGAAACUGCAGAAUUACAAAACGACAUUGAAGAGUCACAAACAUUCCUGCAUAGCAAUGGACUGAGUUUGAAGAUGAAGAAAAAAAACCCAAAAAACUUCUACUGAAUAAACACUUUUCAAGCUUGACUAAUUCAGGCCAAAGUAAAAAGAAAAAAAACACUUUCAACUUAUUCCACAGCAGUAGGUUAAUCAGGGUUUGCAACAGAUUUUUAUGGCGGAGGUCUUUGUGGAAGUCCUUGUUUCUACCAGGGCUGGGAAUUGGGUCGGGCAAAUGAUGCAGACUGGAAUAAAUAUUUUUCUUCUGUCUUUGCUCUGAUGUGGGACUAAGAUUGAGUUUCUUUAAAAAUUAGAUUUAAAUAAAAAAUUGAAUUGCAAAAAAUU